AUGCCAUCUUUCAUGAUGCCCUCAAAGGCGCCAAGGAGGACAAAGUCGGCAGAGUGGCCCGCAAGAAGGGCAUUUGCUUGUGCAGCGGCUCCACCCCGAGAAGUUUGCGGAGCUGUCUACCGAGGUCCACGAGGUGCUUCGUACUUUCAGCGAUUGAAUCAGAGCGAGAAGGACUCUCGCGGGCAAGAUGAUGAAACAUACUAUCUUUGCCUGAGGAAAUGUGCAACGCAAAAAAGAGCAAGCGUUUGA
Effrenium voratum is the source of this 249-nucleotide messenger RNA. NCBI's taxonomy places the organism in Eukaryota, Dinophyceae, Suessiales, Symbiodiniaceae. The record is from the annotation of a GenBank genome assembly.